Molecule: messenger RNA, 1459 nt
Organism: Cucumis melo (muskmelon)
Lineage: Eukaryota; Viridiplantae; Streptophyta; Magnoliopsida; Cucurbitales; Cucurbitaceae
Exons: 5
Coding region: 43-960 (305 amino acids)
Source: RefSeq, a predicted model, not a curated record
GGCAGUCUUAUUAAGGAUAAACUGACCAAAGACCAGCUGCAAAUGUUCGAAAAAAUAAUUUUUGGUCCAUUGCUGAAUGUGAACAUGGUCUUUAACGGCCAGUUGAUCCAUCAUUUCUUGCUGAGGCAGAUACCUGAAGACGGUAACGCAGAUGGAAUCUGUUUCUCAGUUUUGGGGAAGAACGUCCGUUUUAUCCAAAAGGAAUUCAACAUCAUAACUGGAUUGUGGCCAACAAACAAUCCAUUGGAGAAAGAUUGCGAUAGCAAGCGCCUACAAAGUCUUCUAUUCGGAUCAGAAAAUAAGAAACUAAUAACAUGCUUGGAAAUUGAGGAAAUUUUCAAGAAUUUUGAGUUUACAAAUGAUGACGAUGCUGUGAAGGUCGCCUUGGCCGUCUUUAUAGAAACUGUGAUGGUCGGGAAGGAUAAGAAAACACAGUUUGACAUGGAUACUUUGGGAAGAGUUGAUGAUGAAGAAGCAUUUAAAAGCUUCGAUUGGUCAACUUUCUUCUACACUCGUCUGCUCAACAGUUUAAAGACAAGUCUCCAAGGAAAAAAAGAAGCAUACGAGCUGAAGAAGACACGAAGUUCCAAAGCAGUGUCAUACUACAACAUCAAAGGCUACGUGCUUGCUUUUCAGGUGUGGGCUUAUGAAGUACUCUCAACUGCAAAUGAGCACCUGGCCACAAGAAACAGUAAGGGAUUAAUCCCUAGGAUAUUGAGAUGGAAUUGUACGCAAGCUCCAUCUUACAAAAUGCUGCAGAAGAACAUAUUCGACAACAAAAAUACUGUUGUUCAACCUAAACUGAAGAUGUCAACCCAAGAGAAAGCUUUCAUGGAGAGUCGAAUUCGAGGGGAUGAUAACAUGCAAAUGGAGGACGAUGAAUCCAUUGGAGCAAUCAGACUCAUCUCUACAAAGAGAACAACUGUCACCCCAAAGAGAACAAAGUCAAACAGUGGCUGACGAGUCUGAAAUGCAUCCAAUCACCAAGAAGAAACAUUUCAGAUCAAAGAAGUCCAAUGACAAAGAAGAACAAAGUCAUUUAAAAUCCUACAAGAAACUGAAGAAGGAAAUAAAAGAAGUUCGUAAGGAUUUAUCCACACUGACUUCUAUAGUCUGUAGGAUGGAUGACACAAUCACAAAGCAGUCGUUGGACCUGUAUGAAAUGAAGCAGAUACUGGAGAGAUUGGUCCAGAAUCAAACUGAAAAUCAAGGGAAUGAUCAUACUGAUCAGAAUGACAAUGAGUAUGUUGUUCAAGAACAACAUACUGAACAACAACCUACUGAAGAACAACAUACUGAACAUCAAGAGGAAACCCAAAGGGAACAUCAACAGGAAUGUGGUAGUGAUAUAAGCAUAGACGGUAGGGAUGCAGACUUGCUAAUGACUAUAAAAGAUAUAUCGGAUAGUCUAAGUCAUCAAAUUCAGAAAGAAACAGACUUGCCACAAAUGAUUACUAGU